AAGGGGAGGAAGUAGACUCCGCUGGGGCGUGGUUGUUCGCGAUCCCUGCAUCUGUCACUGGCGGCCAAGGCUCGGCUGCUGCCGUACAGACCCGCCGGACGACUCGGCCUCAGCGCAACUAUGAACUUGGAGCGGGUGUCUAACGAGGAGAAGUUGAAUCUGUGCCGGAAGUACUACCUGGGUGGGUUUGCUUUCCUGCCUUUUCUCUGGUUGGUCAACAUCUUCUGGUUCUUCCGAGAGGCCUUUCUUGUCCCAGCAUACACCGAACAGAGCCAAAUCAAAGGCUAUGUCUGGCGCUCAGCUGUGGGCUUCCUCUUCUGGGUGAUUGUACUCACCACCUGGAUCACUAUCUUCCAGAUCUACCGGCCCCGUUGGGGUGCCCUUGGUGACUACCUCUCCUUCACCAUACCCCUGGGUACCCCCUGAUACCUUCCUCUGCAGGCCUGGGCUCAUUCUCCCAGGAUGUGCUCCUCUACUCUAAGCUCACUCUCAAGCCCCAAAGACAUGUUCCCAUCUCCUAUGUUCUUUGUCGACAUCCCCCAAUAAAGGACUCUAAUUCUCUA
This is a messenger RNA of Canis lupus familiaris (dog), 563 nucleotides long. It is a transcript of the gene PSENEN, whose product is annotated as presenilin enhancer, gamma-secretase subunit. NCBI's taxonomy places the organism in Eukaryota, Metazoa, Chordata, Mammalia, Carnivora, Canidae. Gene Ontology annotation, biological process: Notch receptor processing. The transcript is spliced from 4 exons. Gene Ontology annotation, cellular component: gamma-secretase complex. The record is from RefSeq and is marked provisional. The coding region runs from base 121 to 426 and encodes 101 amino acids.